Messenger RNA from Anneissia japonica, 5753 nucleotides. RefSeq lists its product as uncharacterized. Bases 80 to 5476 code for a protein of 1798 amino acids. The record is from RefSeq and is a predicted model, not a curated record. Gene Ontology annotation, molecular function: protein binding. NCBI's taxonomy places the organism in Eukaryota, Metazoa, Echinodermata, Crinoidea, Comatulida, Comatulidae. The transcript has 6 exons.
AUACAGAGGCAACCGUCCUUUUGCUAAUCAAUGGAAAUUGAUAGAAGACCUUGAAACAGAUGUUUUAACUGAAGAUAAAAUGUCAACAUUUCUUCAAUGUUUGAAGGAGAAUGAAGUAAACAUAGGUUGUGGAGAAGCAUCAACAUCGAAAAGACAAAUGUCAGACAAAGGUAAUGGAGAAGCAUCAACAUCAAAAAGACAAAUGUUAUUCAAAGGUAGUGGACAAGAAUCAACAUCAAAAAGACAAAUGUUUGACAAAGGUAGUGGAGAAGCAUCAACAUCAAAAAGACAAAUGUUAGACCAAGAUAUAAUUAUUACAGAUUUCCUGACUGAAAGGCAGAAAAAUUUGUAUCAGGAUGUAAACCUAAUGACACCAACAAUCUGGCACGAAGAUCAUGAAGUAGAUAUUGCAGAAGUAUUUACUGAACUCAAGUUAAUGCAGUCUAUAAAAAAAGACAGAAGAUCAAAAUCCAAGUCAACAUCUAUAAAACUGAAAGGUAGAUCCACAUCAUUAAAUGAGGUGUUAGAUGUUAUUAAAUCAACAGAAUCAUGUAAGGUAUUAAUUUCAGGAAAAGGAGGAAUGGGUAAGACUACCCUUCUUCGAUAUAUUGCCUAUCAGUGGGCUACUGAUGGUGUAUAUAAUGCCUUUGCUAAUAAAUUGCUGUUUCUGAUAAAUAUCAGAGACAUUAAAGCGAAUGAAUCAUUUGUUGACAUAGUUAAGAAGAAAAUUGAUUUAAAAGAAUUAAUAUUGGAGAACAAAUUGCCACCUAAUUCAGUUGAAGAUUUCCUGGUCAUUCAUGCUGAUGAAAUAGUGAUUUUGUUAGAUGGAUAUGAUGAGUUAGAAAAAGAUGCUAAAGAUCCAAUAGGUCUAUUUCAAGGGAAAGAAUUGAGAAAAUCUACCGUGUUGAUGUCAUCUCGACCUGACAACAUAACUAAAUUGAUUAAAUUCUCUGAUGUACAUAUCAUGGUUAAGGGAUUCAGUCCAAAAAACAUUAAAAAAUAUAUCCGUAAUCAUUUUCGCUUAAUCGGUAAAGAUGCAAUGGGGAUGUCGCUAAUUACAGAGUUCAGACGUGAUGAUCAUAAUGAUAGUGAGAGUUCUAAUGGUGUAUUUCAUGAUGAAGAUGAUGAUGAUGAUGAUUAUUAUGAUAGUGAUGAAGCCGGCAAUGACAGCGACAGCAGCGAUGACAUUGUUGACUUUAGUAGUGAUAGUGAUAAUGAUUUUGACAGUGACGACGAUGAUGAUUAUUAUUAUUAUGAUGAUGAUAAAGAAGGUGGUGACAAUGACAGCGACAACGAUGACGAAAAUAGUGGUAGCGAUGAUGGUGUUGAUUUUUAUAAUAAUUUUCAAAAUUAUAAAGGCUUAAUUUUUCGAAUUCCUCGUUGUCGUCUCCACAAAAAUGCAUUUCAGUUGUGCUCGUCUCCACUGUUAUUGCUUAAGAUUUGUGACAUAUGGAGAGAUAAACAAUGCCUUCCAAUAAAUUUGUCUGAUCUUUUCAAGGAAUUAUUUUGUGCUAUCUUGAAUCAAUACCAAAACAAGGAUGGCAUAAAAAAUCCUAUAUCCCAAUUUGACAGAAUUCCAGAGAUAUAUACAGAGGCCAUUAAAAUAUUAGGAGAAUGUAUGUAUGAAAGAUUAAAGGAUAAUAAACUGUCUAUUGACAAAUAUGAUUUGACAAAGAUAGCAAAAAAUGAAAAUUUGGUUUGUUUAGCACUGAAACUUGGUUUUGUAUAUAAAGAUAGCCCUAUUCUGCCAGGAUAUAUAAGGGAAAUUUACACAACCCCGCAUAAAUUAAUUACCGAGGCACUAGCAGGAUUUUACCUGAAUAAACAAAUCCAAAAUGGAAAUUUAAAUUCUAAUGAAUAUGAGGUGAUAUUGUGUAACAAUUUUUUAUCUAUGACGAGAAUAUUUACCAUCGGAUUUCUUGGUGCUGAAGCUUAUAAACUCCUUAGACGUUGGUUGAUAAAUGAGAAUGUUAACUCACUCAAUUACUUUGAUUGGAGCUAUUUCUCACUUACAGCUGAUAGUCUUAAAAGGCUGGUUGAAUCAGUAGGUGAGAAUGAGACAUUAAAUUGGAAAAGGAUUGACAUGAGGAGGAUUAACCUAUCUUCAAUAAGUGGAAGAACAUUAGCUUACCUUAUUAAAAUCUCUACAAACCUGACCCAUAUUGACAUGAGUCAUUGUAGUUUAUCAGGUAGUAUAAUUAAUGAAAUGAUGGAGGAAUGUCAUAGAAUGAAUGUAGUGUUGGAAGAUAACACACUUACUUUGAAGGGAAAUGACCUUUCAGAUAUUGAUGGUAAAUCACUUGCUAAGAUAGCAAGUCAGCCUUAUGGUUCCUUUAGAUGGAGCGAUUACUCACUUACAGCUGAUAAUCUAGAAAUGUUGGUAGAAUCAGUAGAUGAGGAGACAUUCAAUUGGGAAUAUAUGAUCAUAGAUAUGAAUCUGUCUUCAAUCAGUGGGAGAACAUUAGCUAAACUUUAUAAGAUCUCUCCACACCUGAUCCAUAUUGACAUGAGUGAUUGUAGUUUAUCAGGUAGUAUAAUUAAUGAAAUGAUGGAGGAAUGUCAUAGAAUGAAUGUAGUGUUGAAAGAUAACCUGCUUACUUUGAAGGGAAAUGACCUUUCAGAUGUUGAUGGUAAAUCACUUGCUAAGUUAGUCAGUGUUAUUGGUCACCUUGAUAAUGAUGAUGAUAAAUUUAUAUGGAGUGAUCAUUCACUUACAGCUGAUAAUCUAGAAAAGCUGGUUGAAUCAAUAGGUGAGAAUGAGACAUUGAAUUGGAAGAGGAUAGACAUGAGUGAGAUUAACCUAUCUUCAGUCAGUGGCAGAACAUUAGCUUACCUUAUUAAGGUCUCUACAAACCUGACCCAUAUUGACAUGAGUAAUUGUAGCUUAUCAGGUAGUAUUAUUAAUAGAAUGGUGGAGGAAUGUCAUAGAAUGAAUGUAGUGUUGAAAGAUAACAUGCUUACUUUGAAGAAUAAUGACCUUUCAGAUGUUGAUGAUAAAUCACUUGCUAAGUUAGCAAGUAAGCCUUAUGGUCUCUUUAGAUGGAGCGAUUACUCACUUACAGCUGAUAAUCUAACAAAGUUUUUUGAAUCAGUAGGUGAGAAUGAGAUAUUAAAUUGGCAAAGGAUUGACAUGAGUAGGAUUAACCUAUCUUCAAUCACUGGAAGAACAUUAGCUUGCCUUAUUAAAAUCUCUACAAACCUGACCAAUAUUGACAUGAGUGAUUGUAGUUUAUCAGGUAGUAUAAUUAAUGAAAUGAUGGAAGAAUGUCAUCGAAUGAAUGUAGUGUUGAAAGAUAACCUGCUUACUUUGAAUGGAAAUGACCUUUCAGAUGUUGAAGUUAAAUCACUUGCUAAGUUAGCAACUAAACCAGAUGGUCUCUUUAUAUGGAGAGAUUACUCACUUACAGCUGAUAAUCUAAAAAAGUUUGUUGAAUCAGUAAGUGAGGAUGAGACAUUAAAUUGGAAAAGGAUUGACAUGAGGAGGAUUAACCUAUCUUCAAUAAGUGGAAGAACAUUAGCUUACCUUAUUAAAAUCUCUACAAACCUGACCCAUAUUGACAUGAGUCAUUGUAGUUUAUCAGGUAGUAUAAUUAAUGAAAUGAUGGAGGAAUGUCAUAGAAUGAAUGUAGUGUUGAAAGAUAGCACACUUACUUUGAAGGGAAAUGACCUUUCAGAUAUUGAUGGUAAAUCACUUGCUAAGAUAGCAAGUCAGCCUUAUGGUCUCUUUAGAUGGAGUGAUUACUCACUUGCAGCUGAUAAUCUAGAAAAGCUGGUUGUAUCAGUAGGUGCGAAUGAGAAAUUGAAUUGGACAAAUAUAUACAUGAGUAAAAUUAAUCUAUCUUCUGUCAGUGGAAGGACAUUAGCUUGUCUUUGUAAAAUCUCUACACACCUGAUCCAUAUUGACAUGAGUCAUUGUAGUUUGUCAGGUUGUAUUAUUGGUGAAAUGAUAAAGGAAUGUCACAGGAUGAAUGUAGUAUUGAAGUGUAACAUGCUUAAUUUAAAUGGAAAUAACCUUUCAGACAUUGAUGGUGAAUCACUUGCUGUGUUACUUAAGGUAAUUUUUUAUUCUUAUUAUACUUCUCGAUUACAAUGGAGUAAUUACUCACUCACAGCUAAUAAUCUAGAAAAACUGCUAGAAUCAAUGGAUGAGAAUGAGACAUUAAAUUGGAAGUGGAUAGACAUGGGGAGGAUCAACCUAUCUUCAAUUAGUGGGAGAACAUUAGCUUGCCUUAUUAAGGUCUCUACAAACCUGAUCAGUAUUGACAUGAGUCAUUGUAGUUUAUCAGGUAGUAUUAUUAGUGGAAUGAUGGAGGAAUAUCAUCGAAUGAAUGUGGUGUUGAAAGAUAACAUGCUUACUUUGAAGGGAAAUGACUUUUCAGAUAUUGAUGGUAAAUCACUUGCUAAGUUACUUAAGGUAAUUAAUUGUUAUACAUUUAAGUGGAGUGAUUACUCACUCACAGCAAAUAAUUUAGAAAAGCUGGUUGAAUCAAUAGGUGAGAAUGAGACAUUGAAUUGGGAAAGUAUAGACAUGAGUAGGAUUAACCUAUCUUCAAUUAGUGGAAGAACAUUAGCUUGCCUUAUUAAAAUCUCUACACACCUGAUGUAUAUUGGCAUGAAUCAUUGUAAUUUAUCAGGUAGUAUAAUUAAUGGAAUGGUGGAGGAAUGUCAUAGAAUGAAUGUAGUAUUGAAAGAUAACCUGCUUACUUUGAAGGAAAAUGACCUUUCAGAUAUUGAUGGUAAAUCAAUUGCUAAGUUUGCAAGUCAGCCUUAUGGUCUCUUUAGAUGGAGUGAUUACUCACUUACAGCUGAUAAUCUAGAUAAGCUGGUUGUAUCAGUAGGUGAGAAUGAGAAAUUGAAUUGGAAAAGGAUAGACUUGAGUAGAAUUAACCUAUCUUCAGUCAGUGGAAGGACAUUAGCUUGUCUUUGUAAGAUCUCUACAAACUUAACCCGUAUUUACAUGAAACGUUGUAGUUUGUCAGGUUGUAUUAUUAGUGAAAUGAUAAAGGAAUGUUGUAGGAUGAAUGUAGCAUUGAAAUGUAACCUGCUUAGUUUGAAGGGAAAUAACCUUUCAGAUAUUGAUGGUAAAUCACUUGUUGAGUUACAUAAGGUAAUCUAUCAGCCAGAUACUUUACCAUUUCAAUGGAGCAAUUACUCACUCACCGCUAAUAAUCUAGAAAAGCUGGUAGAAUCAGUAGGUGAGAAUGAGACAUUGAAGUGGAAAAGGAUAGACAUGAGGGGGAUCAACCUAUCAUCAAUCAAUGGAAAAACAUUAGCUUGCCUUAUUAAGGUCUGUACACACCUGAUCAGUAUUGACUUGAGACAUUGUAGUUUAUCAGGUAGUAUAAUUAAUGAUAUGAUGGAGGAAUGUCGUAAGAGGAGUGUAGUACUGAAAAAUAACAUGCUUUGUUUAAAGGGAAAUGACCUUUGGGGUAUUGAUGGUAAAUUUUCUGCUGAGUUAAUGAGCAUAAUGUUAUAAAUUGAAUAAUUGUGUUUUUUUUUUUUCUUUUAAAUGAUAUGAUGAUGAUAAUGAAAGCUUAGUCUUGAGGGCAAUAACCUUUAACUGAUAUUAAAUGUGGUAUAUUUUGCUAGUUAUUUCAGGGAGAGAUCAGAAGGGGGAGAAACAAAAAUCGGGCUAUCAAAAGUUAAAUGACACUGCAUUGUACAUUUGUAAUGUUAUUUUUGUAUUUUGAAUUUUAUAUGGCUUUUGUUUGCUAAAAUAUAUAUUUGAAAAUAAAUUCUAUAUUGAAUCAUAA